Molecule: messenger RNA, 2783 nt
Organism: Andrographis paniculata
Lineage: Eukaryota; Viridiplantae; Streptophyta; Magnoliopsida; Lamiales; Acanthaceae
Product: TSL-kinase interacting protein 1
Exons: 14
Coding region: 294-2585 (763 amino acids)
Biological process (GO): pattern specification process
Cellular component (GO): nucleus
Molecular function (GO): chromatin binding
Source: RefSeq, a predicted model, not a curated record
AAGAAAGAAACUUUAACUGCAGUUGAAGUUAUUCAUCUCUUUGUAAAUUAAAAAAUAAAUUAAUUAGAAAAAAAAAUAAAAAUCUGUGUUUGCCUUUGCUGUUGUUCAAUCUUUGCCCUAAUUGAAUUUGCUGGUUGGAUGUGAUCUCAAUCUUUCGAGUUCCAUUUGUUCAUGGCAUCUAGUUAGGAAAAGGUUCUUUGGACAUGAAAUUCUAAACUUGCAUUGAUUUGACGAUAAUGGCAGUCGAAGAAGGCUAGAAGCUUACGGUAUUAAGUGAUGGGAAAAGCCUAAAAAUGGUGUCGCAAAUUUCAUUGAAUUGUGAGCUAUACGCUCGGCCGGAGAAUUUUGGGACUAAAGAUGGGGAGUGUGGUGUAUCCUCUUCUUCAAAAGAACAAACUACUCCACAGAUCACUGUGAAAAAGCAACCACGACAAUGGGCUGCUUGGACUCGCCAAGAGGAAGAAAGUUUCUUCGCCGCUCUGCGGCAAGUUGGCAAGAAUUUUGAGAAAAUCACUUGUCGUGUCCAAAGUAAAAACAAAGAUCAGGUGAGGCAUUAUUACUAUCGUCUUGUCAGACGAAUGAACAAGUUGUUGGGGCCAGACCUUUGUCUUGAUGCCAAAAACUCAAAAGACACUAAUGCUGCUAUGCUUCGAUGGUGGUCACUAUUGGAAAAGUACAGCUGUAAAGCCUCCAAGCUUCAUUUGAAACCUCGUAGAUUUAAGAUAUUUGUAGAGGCUCUGGAAAGCCAACUUUUAAAAGACCGCAAAAAGAACACUAAAAAGCGACUAUCCUCGGGCGAAAACAAUGCGUCUAUGAUGGACAUGUCUACCACAAAUCAGAUUAGAACAUCGGGCCCUGACGGCCGCACGGAGAAAAUGGUUCUUGUUGACAGACAGAACAUUGAAAAAGGUGGAAAUGGAAAGGGAGCUUUAUUCAAGCGCCAUGUAAAUGUGGGAACCAACUGUAAGGUCGAUCCUGUUUCUGUCAAAACUGCGAAACCUCGGCGUAGAACAGGCCUCGGUUCAGCAGCUGCGUACAAAAGAUGGGAGAAAGCUGCAAUUGCUGGGGUUUCAUUGGUCGCUGAUGCUGCUGAGCAUUUGGAACGAGCAAACACCAACAAAGAGAACGUUCAAGAAACAGUCGGUCACAACGAUACUCAACCUACUGGAGAAGCGACUCACUCUUUCCAAAUAUCUCCACAAACAAUGUUGGACGAGAGUUCUAAGUUGACAAAGCUUAAACUCCAGCUAUUUCCAUUGGAUGACUGGACUCGAAAAGCCUUAGAAAUGGCUGAUCAUAAUCCUCAUCUUGAACUGACUUUGAGCACACGAAAGAAAAUCUCCUCUGUUUUGGAGCAUCUCAACCGAAAAUGGGGAAACUCUAGCUCGUUAUUGGGCGAGUUAAUACUUUUUCCUUAUUGGUCACAGAGGGAAAAUCUGUUGGGCUGUCAGAAAUGGACCAAGGAUUCCACUCUUUGCGCGGCAGACGUAUAUUACCUAAUUGGAAGUCCUCCGACUUUCCGCCUCAGAUACGGCUGGUUUGCAAACUCGGAAAUUGAAUCUGCAACUGCUCAAGCACUUGCUUGCACCGACAACGAGCACAAUUUGAACCCUAGCAUGAUAACAGAGCAGAAUAUGGAAAUUGGGAAUCAAAAUGGUCGACAGAUUAGUCAAUUUUUAACUGUGGAACCAGUUAUCACUAUGGCUCCACCAUCAACUUCUACUCUGGUUACGACACUUCAGAGUGGCGGCGAUGCUUUAAACACCAAUUCUUCGACAUCACAUGGUGGCGUUGGGCUUGUAUCAUCACUUGGGGAUGAGAUUAGCAAUUCAGAAAUCUCGAGACAAAUUGAACACAUGGUGCCGUCUGAAUCUGCCGGGGAGUGGGCUGAUAGUCUUACUAACAUUAGCGUCGGAGAUCUGCUUUCCGAGUCGACUCCCGACACAGAUGAAAACUGCAGCGAGAUUCCCGUGCCUCUCGGUUCAAAGUGUCUCGAACAGAUUCCGUUUAGCUGCGAUUCAUUCGAUGCUGCGAUCGCAGCCCACAUUUACAAACAUCAAAACAAAGUCGACUUGCAGCAGGACCACCUCGAACCUCACCUCCCAUCCAUCUGGGACGCCGAAGAAACAUGCGACGCUUUUGCUUUCCAGAGAACACAAAGACAAAAAGACGCAACCACGAGCCACGCCAUUCAAGACUCCAAACUCAAGGGGAUAAUCGAAGACAAUAAAUUGAUGAAUAUCGGUUCCGACCCCGGAAAUUUAGUGGAUGAAGGCGUACCUGACCUUCCUUCGGAUGAUCCCAACAAGGAUCUUGGUGGCCUUUCCGAUAUGUAUUGGCCUGAUUCGUUAGGACCAUUAGAUUUGGAAAUACCGUCAUGUAGAUACCCCAGCAGCAACGAGUUGAUCCUUAGCGAUAGCCUCGGUGGUUUGAGCCGGCUUGUGUCGAACAGCCUCGACGCUUUUCAGAACUGCUCGUUGUUCGGGUUGGACAAGAAAGAUCAUGUACAGACAGGUGAGUCCAACUCCCGCUCGAUUUCGUUCUUCUCAGAUCUUACACCGGAAAAUAAGUUCAGAAUUUCUUGAGAAAAAACUUAGGAAAAAUGAAAAUGGAGAAUGUGAUGAAUAGAUGGGAGUAGAUUUAAAGGUCAUGUAAAAUUUGAGGAAUCUGUGGCAUGGAUCGAUGGAUUAUACUUGCUGCAGUUACUAUAUAUAUGUAUGUAUACAUACUAUUUAUAUAUAUAUAUAUAUGUGUGUGUGUUUGUGGUGUUGGUUUUCUUCUUA